This is a messenger RNA of Sclerotinia trifoliorum, 3059 nucleotides long. The record is from the annotation of a GenBank genome assembly. NCBI's taxonomy places the organism in Eukaryota, Fungi, Ascomycota, Leotiomycetes, Helotiales, Sclerotiniaceae.
UCAGGUUUGAGGGAAGUUUCUCUAGACUUGAACAAAUGAUUACAUUUAUUGUUUUUUGCUGUGUAUAAGUACACAAUCACCUCCUCGGUCUUUUUUUUUCAAUCAAUAUCAAGCAGAGUUCCACAGUACUCAGUCCUUCAUUCAUCAAUCUUCUAUUGUUUUUGAUCUUAUAUUUACUCAUUCGUUGAAAUUAUAUUUAAACUUCUUUUGAAAAAGAUAUUUCUCCUUGAGCAUGCGUUUCACCAAUCUCGCAUUGGCCGCCUCGGCGGUCGCGGGUGCAAAUGCAGCUCCUCGCCCUCAAAACAUCGACUUUCAAUCUCUCAGCCCUGUCGUACAAAGUGCUCAAAAUGUACCAGUUGGUGUUACUGCUCAAGUUGUAUCGUAUAAUCCGACUGCCGCUGCUUCCAUCGCCGCUGCCGCCGUGACGCAAAGCUCAGCAAUCAAAGGAGCUACCUCAGACACGAAACGGCAAUUCAAUCAUCUCAAAGCCAGAGAUGGUACAUGCGCAAGGCAACCAGAAACAAUAUACAUAGGCACCAAUCCAACAGACGAUCCGGAUUCGUUUGUAGCAUAUAAGCCAUUUGCUGAUGCAGCUAAUAGUGCAUCAACUCCUUCUGGCUACACCAGAUCCUUUGUCAAUCUUCAUGCAUCCAAUAAUGCCUUGAAGUAUAUGGGAUUUACACAAUUACCAACUUACGAUACCGCCUCAUGUGCUGACAAGUGCUCUGCCAUUACCGGGUGUAAUGCUUUCAAUCUUUACUUUGAACGCGAUCCAAUUGUCGAUCCAGGUGCUAAUUGUACAAAUCCUUCUUCAAUGACAAAUGUCAAAUGUGUUUUCUGGGGUGGCUCAAUUGAUUCUAAGACUGCAGUCAAUGAUGGUCAAUGGCGUAGCAAAUUCCGCGUUGUCAUCGCAGGAUCUAAUGGUUAUAACCUUGCUUCCGUUCCCACACCAGGCGGAUAUAGUCCUCCUUCAUGCCUUGAAGACUCUGCUAUCAACGCUCCUUUGGGCUGCAACAAAGACGACACUUUCCUCGGUUCACGUUUCUUUACCGACACUCCUUUUGAUGUUAGCCUUUGUACAGCAGCUUGUGAUGCGACUAGCUCAUAUGAUCUUGCUCACCCGCCCGCAACUGGUAGCUCGAAGACUUGUCAAUUCAUCAACACUUACAUCCUUUACUUGAAUGGUGUUGCUCAAGGUCAAACUUGCGCCAUGUACACAGAAUCGUGGGAUUCCAGUUAUGCUAAAAAUACUGGCUAUACUAGUGGAAGCGAUGUCUAUACAAUCGGAUCUUCUUAUACUCUCUCCAAUUCUACCAAUCCGAACUACGCAAAGGAUUGCAAGGCUCCGGUCAACUCUACUUCAAGUAGUGUUUUGAGCACUUCAGCCUCUGCUUCAUCAACAUCGGGGACCGUAACUCCCAAGAUUCUUAGCAGCACUUCGGCAUCUGAUUCAUUACCUUCCAGUACAGCGAAUGGCACUUCCGUUCAUGCUUCUUCAACACCAUCUAUCUCAACUUCCGGGAUCGUUAGCGGUACUUCGGCAUCUCAAGUAUUGCCCUCAAAUACCGCAGAUAUCACAUCAGUACAUGCUUCUUCGACACUUUAUGCCUCGACCUCCAAGACAAUUAGCAGUAUUUCUGAAUCCCAUACUUUGGCUUCCAAUACAGACAAUACGGCCAUAUCUAGUACAGUGUCUUCAAAUACAAGAAACAGUACUUCAGCUUUUGCUCCUUCAACAACCAGCACCUCAACUUUCCAUACAUUAAGCACCACUUCGGCAUCCGGUGCAUUGGCCUCAAACACAGCCAACAGCACUUCCGAAUCUAGUCGAUCAGCUUCCAACACAGUUGGCAGUACUUAUGUAUCUCAUGCAUCGCCCUCGAAUACAAAAAGCAGCUACCGGGUCCCACAAGGAACUGGUUAUGCCUCAGCUAGUGGACCUACCUAUUCUGGGUCCCCCACAAGCAGUGUAUCAAAUGCAUUGCCUUCGUACGCAGCAAGCAUUUCAGCAUCUAAUACGUUGCCUUCCAACCCAGGAAGCAACACCUUCUUCACAUCUGUUACUUCUUCCGGUUAUUUAGCCGCGUCAUCAUCCGCCGCAGCAACAGAAUCAGUGUCUGCUAGCAGCAAUACACCUUCGAUUUCCAACAGUAGAUCUGCGGGUUCUUACGCGUCCGAAACAUUGUCUGGUAGCAUUCCAUCUUGCACAUUUUCAGGUUCAUCUGAUCCGGUAACAUCGUCAAACCUUGGCAUCAACUUUGCUUAUUUCAGCAACCCAACUUUGACUACUGGCUACGGGUCGUCGCAAUUUGAUGUCAAUUCGCUGAAUGGAAAGAUCCCCACUUAUACAGGAACAGCCAGUCAAAUUGGUUUCUCCAAUACUGCCGCUGGUUCGGAUGUAACCCUAUACCCUGGUGCACCAUCCUGCAGCGUUGAACAACUCGCCAUCGUUCACACUGGCUACGUGUAUGCUCGGAAAGCAGGAACUUAUACCUUCGACAUCACCGCCUUUGACGACAUUGUUAUGGGAUGGAUUGGCUCAAACGCAUUUGGUUCCUACUCCUCCAGCAAUGCCGACCUUAGUGCCGCUAGCUCUGACACCCACAAUGCCGUCACAACCGUUUCCAAGACUUUGGCCGCAGGACAACUCGUCCCAUUCAAGGUGCUCUGGGCUAAUGGUGCCAGUAGUGGUAGUCUCGGUUUCACUAUCAAGGGUCCAGAUUCAAUUCUUUUAUCUUCAUCCUCUGGAUCCGCGAAAGAUGUCAUUACCACGCCGUCCAGUGUCCAGACAUUUUCAUUCCCAUCGGUAGCUUCUAUACCUACUAAUGCUACUCCCGGUCUCACUAGCUCUCAUUAAUCAAUCUAUUUCAACAAAUGUUUUAUGGGAAUAUCACAUUCUUGCUGGUAUUCACUUAUCUGGGGGACAGGGAAUGCAUUUUCUGAUUUCUGGGUAAUUUCAGAGAUGACACAGGCGGUCGCUCGACAUGGUUUUUUCUUGUACACAUAUUUAACUUUAUUUUAAUCACUCUUUAUAUAUAAUUUGAUCAAUUUAUUAAUUA